Pararge aegeria (speckled wood butterfly) is the source of this 627-nucleotide messenger RNA. RefSeq names its product 60S ribosomal protein L24 (gene RpL24). Gene Ontology annotation, molecular function: structural constituent of ribosome; mRNA binding. The record is from RefSeq and is a predicted model, not a curated record. NCBI's taxonomy places the organism in Eukaryota, Metazoa, Arthropoda, Insecta, Lepidoptera, Nymphalidae. Gene Ontology annotation, cellular component: cytosolic large ribosomal subunit. Gene Ontology annotation, biological process: cytoplasmic translation. Bases 132 to 599 code for a protein of 155 amino acids. The transcript has 5 exons.
UAGUAUUCUGUAGCCUCAAAAAUAUCCUCUGUGGUCGAUUGUCAGAUUUCUCUAAGGUUAUUCGUCGUUCGGAUAAAUUUUAUAUUUGUGUUUUUGUCUAUGGAAGUCUUUCUUUUACGACAAAAGUCAAAAUGAAGAUCGGACUUUGUGCCUACAGUGGAUUCAAAAUAUAUCCUGGCCAUGGAAAAACCAUGGUUAAGGUUGAUGGCAAGUCUUUCACAUUCUUAAAUUCAAAAUGUGAAGCAGCCCAUUUGAUGAGGAGGAACCCACGUAAAGUAACAUGGACCGUGCUCUACAGGCGCAAAUUCAAGAAGGGUCAAGAAGAGGAACAGGCAAAGAAGCGUACCAGGAGAACUCAAAAGUUCCAGAGAGCUAUCGUAGGUGCUUCCCUCAGCGAUAUUAUGGCUAAGCGUAACAUGAAGCCAGAAGUCAGGAAAGCUCAGAGAGAUCAAGCUAUUAAAGCAGCAAAGGAACAAAAGAAAUCAACUAAGGCUGCAAAGAAGGUCACCACAGCACCAACAAAGGCGAAGGCGGCACCCAAAGCUAAGGCCGCUAAAGUCAGUCAGAAAGCAGCGCCGCGUGUUGGUGGAAAACGAUAAGACAUUCUAAUAAAAAAUCUUUAACCAA